Molecule: messenger RNA, 1790 nt
Organism: Pimephales promelas (fathead minnow)
Lineage: Eukaryota; Metazoa; Chordata; Actinopteri; Cypriniformes; Leuciscidae
Source: RefSeq, a predicted model, not a curated record
UGGCGCUGUCACACAUAUGUAUUUCAUCGUCUAUGGGACCUUCUCUCGACGCUUCACACUCCAGUCCAGUCGGUGGCGGAAUAUCUGGAGGAGUAUCAACUGAACUGAGAUCUGCUGCUGUGAAGAUGGUGUUUGUUAAAGAGGAGAGUGAGGAGGACAUGAGUGAACCAGAACCCUGGAGAAUAAAACACGAGGAACAAGGAGGCCUGAUGAAAGUGAAAGAGGAAAGACCAGAUCUGAAUGAAGUGGAGGAGAAACAUCACCAGAAAGCUCAUGAUGUCACCGCUGGAGAGAAGCCAUUGAGUUGCUCCAAAACUGAAAACAGUUGCUCACAAAGCAGCAUCCAAAUAACAAAAGUCAAAAAGCCUUUCACCUGUUCUCAGUGUGGAAAGACUUUCACACGUAAAGAAAACCUGAAGACUCACAUGUUACUUCAUGAUGGAAUAAAGCCUUUCAGCUGCUCUCACUGUGGAAAGAGUUUUACACAGAAAACACACCUAAAUUAUCAUCUUUUAAUUCACAAUUUGGAAAAGCCUUUCACCUGUUCUCUGUGUGGAAACUCUUUCAGACAUAAAGGAUACCUUAAGACUCACAUGUUAAUUCAUGAUGGAAUAAAGCCUUUCACCUGCUCUCACUGUGGACAAAGUUUUACACAGAAAGGACACCUUAAUGAUCAUCUGUUAAUUCACACUUCAGAAAAGCCUUUCGCAUGCUCUCUGUGUGGAAACACUUUCAGACAUAAAGGAUACCUUAAAACUCACAUGAGAAUUCAUGAUGGAAUAAGGCCUUUCACCUGCUCUCAAUGUGGAAAGAGUUUUACACAGAAAACACACCUAAAUGAGCAUUUGUUAAUUCACAAUUCAGAAAAGCCUUUCGUCUGUUCUCAGUGUGGAAACUCUUUCACGCGUAAAGGAAGCCUUAAGAAUCACAUGUUAAUUCAUGCUGGAAUAAAACCUUUCGUCUGCUCCCAGUGUGGGAAGUGUUUUACAGAUAAAGUACACCUUACUAAUCAUUUGGUAACUCACACUAAAGAAAAGCCUUACAUCUGCUCUCAGUGUGGAAACUCUUUCACACGUAAAGCAAACCUUAAGAAUCACAUGUUAAUUCAUACUCGAAAAAGCCCUUUACCUGCUCUCAGCGUGGAAAGACAUGAGAAAUCACACUGAAGCAAUGCCUUACACAUGUGUUAGGAAAAAUAUGUUUGCAUCUCCUUUUCUGUCCAUCUAAUCAUUUCUUCUACAGCGUUUAGUCACACACUCGUGAGACAUGAGCUAGUAAUUAUCCAUAAGGAGUGUAAAUAUCUGACCAGUGGUCUCCAAAGACAAAGGACCUUGCUUGCAAAUUAACAUUUGAACUCUCACCCCCACUCUUACAGAGAUAACUCAAAAUAUAAGAAUAUAUAUAUAUGAUUUUAAUUUGAAUGAUUAUCAUUAAGGAUUGUGUUUAGAAUCAUUUUAAAGGUCUCAGGGGUGAACAGUAACUUUCCACUGUAAACUGAUGGUUUACAUAUCAAAUAGGGUCUGGCUAAUAUAUAAGGAAAUGCAACAGGAGAAUUUGGGGCUGUUGUCUGUAUUCAUAUUAUGAUUCUCCCUCAUUUCAUAUCCAAUUUUAUCUAAUAAUUUUGGGGUGCUUGUCUGUAAUCGAUCCAGAACCGAGAGAUCAUGUAAAUUGGACAGAGACUGUAUGAGGACAAAAACUGUUGUAUUGCUUAGACUCACAAAUUUGAUGUAAUACUCGAGAUGGAGAACAUUUCUGAAUUUUGAAUCAUUGAAUAAACUGCAGUUUUAUUA